AUGUCACAGGUCUCACAUUUUAUGACUUUGCUGUCCAUCUCGGGAUCCGACUCCAAAACAGAGGAGUCCGACGUGCCUAUUCUCGGGUCAGAAACGGCGGUCCCGGCUACAAGAGCCAUCCGCGACGUGAGACAAGCUUUGCCGGUUACAGCCAGGUGUCCUAGAUAGUCGAAGCUAGCCUGCUAACGCUAGCUCCAGGAGACUGAAACAGUCCAGCCGAACACGGCAUGUUGAAAGCAGCAGCACCAACAACGUGGUCCCGAAAACAAAAGUUUUAAAAGUAUGAAAUGUUAGUGUCUUAGAAAUAUUAACGUAAUUUUUUUUUUUUUAAGUAUAAAACACUGAAGCGCUGCACCGCCAAGCACACACGUGUCUAACACCGGUCAACACCACAAACUCACUAUCACAAUCAAUCAUAACCUCCUGGCGGCUGUUUCAGAAUCACAUUUAAAUAUACUUGGCGAAUAAAGGUAAUUCUGAUUCUGAAACUGCUGCCAGAGGUUGAGUGUUAGUGCUCUAGUGAGUCAGUCUGUCAGCAUAUCAGGGAAGCAGCUCUUGUUUGUGGCGUAACAGUUUAGUUGCAAGAAGAGCCUCUCUCAAACUAAGGCAAAGGUGUUUACAAAAAUGUUGUCCCUUGGUCACCCAGCUCACACACACCUCUAGCCUCACCCACACCUCUACCCUCACCCACACCUCUACCCUCACACACACCUCUAGCCUCACCCACACCUCUACCCUCACCCACACCUCCACCCUCACCCACUCACCCACACCUCUACCCUCACCCACACCUCUACCCUCACCCACUCACCCACACCUCUACCCUCACCCACUCACACACACCUCUACCCUCACCCACUCACCCACACCUCUACCCUCACCCACUCACACACACCUCUACCCUCACACACACCUCUACCCUCACCCACUCACCCACACCUCUACCCUCACCCACUCAUACACACCUCUACCCUCACCCUCCCCAACCCAACCUAAAAACCACCACCAUGGUUCUUGUUGUCAGUCCGUAUCCUUGAACUGUCUUAUGACCAGUUGAGCCAGUUUGGAGUCAACGACAGUGCUGAGUUAGAGGUAUGGGGGGAGAAUGUUCCUUGCCAGCAUUUGUGAUCUUGUACGAGACCCGGUCAUUGACGUCUCUCUCUGCAUUCCCCCCCCACCAAACAGGUUCUGUGAAUUAGUUCAGAUGAUAGCCUUGCCUUGCACACUCCCUUGCCCCAUACACACACAUAACACAUACUCUCUCUGUCACACACACACACGCUGUGUCCCACGGCUCAGUGUGGUGUGUGUGUGUGUGUGACAUCCUGACUGUGAGGUGUCUUGAGAGAUGCCCGCUGGAUGUUCUUUCUCUCUCUCUCUCUCUCUCUCUGGAACCCUGUGGUGAACCUGGCCAGCUCCAAUGCUGUGUUGCCUUGACAAUGAGGGCCUUUGAGAGCCAGACACACACACACACACACACACACACACACACACUCUGCUGCUGGAAGAGUCCAUGGAGUCGAGGGAAGCCUGCACUCAGUAGAUAACUACACCCUUCCUUCUCUGACUAAUAGGGUAAAUGGUCCAAGUGGAAGAUGUUGAAUGGCUGAGGGCGGUGGAGGAUUCACCUCAUCUCUCUGCUGCCUGCUCUGUUUUCCUACCUGUCCUAUCCUGCAGACGCCUUAAAACACACACACACAUUAUGACUGACACACACACACACACACAUUAUGGCUGACACACACAACACACAUUUCCAUACACACUGAAAAACAAACCCUGAGGGUUUUGCAUGUAUGUAAAUGUCCCGACUGGGGAAUCUGUGCUACUCCUCUCACUUCCUGUCUAGACAAACACAACAGCCUGGCCACUUCCUGUCUAGACAAACACAACAGCCUGGCCACUCCCUGGGUAUCUGACCACACUGGCCAACACACACUGCAUUUGAAUUGGCUGUAUGUGUCCACAAUAGUAACCCUGACCCACACCCGUCUCCCCACUCUUCAUGGAUUUCUAUUUUGAAGGCUGAGGCUCUGGCCAUGAUUUCUUCCCUCAGUCUAAACAUGAAUGGUUCUCUCUUAUGUGAGAUAUAUAUAUAUAUAUAUAUAUAUCUCACAUGAGAGAACCAUUCAUGUUAUAUAUAUAUAUAUAUAUAUAUAUACCAGUAUAAUAUAGAUAUUAUACUGGUAGAUAUAACUUGUUAUAUCUGUGUUGUUACUAUGGAGAUCAGCUGAGAUGUGUACCAGGUCAGUGACAGUCAGGAAGAACACUCAAAUUGGACCCAGAGGAUCUUAUCUUGUCAGAAACCUACUGAACUAGAGGUGGGUCUGUGUUUGGGUGGGUUUCUCUCUCGGACCGCGCCUUAUAAACGGACUGAGGUCAUUUUCCUGGAGAGCAAAUUGAAUCCAGGCUGAAUGGCUUGUCUCUCUAACUCUUCUCUAAUGGGGUAGUUGGACUGCAGCCUGUCUCUCUGCUCUAAUAGGGGUAGUUGGACUGCAGCCUGUCUCUCUGCUCUAAUAGGGGUAGUUGGACUGCAGCCUGUCUCUCUGCUCUAAUAGGGGUAGUUGGACUGCAGCCUGUCUCUCUGCUCUAAUAGGGGUAGUUGGACUGCAGCCUGUCUCUCUGCUCUAAUAGGGGUAGUUGGACUGCAGCCUGUCUCUCUGCUCUAAUAGGGGUAGUUGGACUGCAGCCUGUCUCUCUGCUCUAAUAGGGGUAGUUGGACUGCAGCCUCUCUCUGCUCUAAUAAGGGUAGUUGGACUGCAGCCUCUCUCUGCUCUAAUAGGGGUAGUUGGACUGCAGCCUGUCUCUCUGCUCUAAUGGGGGUAGUUGGACUGCAGCCUGUCUCUCUGCUCUAAUAGGGGUAGUUGUACUGCAGCCUCUCUCUGCUCUAAUAGGGGUAGUUGGACUGCAGCCUCUCUCUGCUCUAAUAGGGGUAGUUGGACUGCAGCCUGUCUCUCUGCUCUAAUAGGGGUAGUUGGACUGCAGCCUCUCUCUGCUCUAAUAAGGGUAGUUGGACUGCAGCCUCUCUCUGCUCUAAUAGGGGUAGUUGGACUGCAGCCUGUCUCUCUGCUCUAAUAGGGGUAGUUGGACUGCAGCUUCUCUCUGCUCUAAUAGGGUAGUUGGACUGCAGCCUGUCUCUCUGCUCUAAUAGGGGUAGUUGGACUGCAGCCUGUCUCUCUGCUCUAAUAGGGGUAGUUGGACUGCAGCCUGUCUCUGCUCUAACAGGGGUAGUUGGACUGCAGCCUGUCUCUCUGCUCUAAUGGGGUAGUUGGACUGCAGCCUGUUGUAGUCAUUCUCUGUUACUUGUAUGUGUGCUGUGUUAACCGGCUGUGUGCUGUGCUGUGUUAACCGGCUGUGUGCUGUGCUGUGUUAACCGGCUGUGUGCUGUGCUGUGUUAACCGGCUGUGUGCUGUGCUGUGUUAACCGGCUGUGUGCUGUGCUGUGUUGUUAACCGGCUGUGUUGUGUUGUGUUAACCGGCUGUGUGCUGUGUUGUGUUAACCGGCUGUGUGCUGUGUUGUGUUAACCGGCUGUGUGCUGUGUUGUGUUGUGUUGUGUUAACCGGCUGUGUGCUGUGUUGUGUUGUGUUGUGUUAACCGGCUGUGUGCUGUGUUGUGUUGUUAACCGGCUGUGUGCUGUGCUGUGUUAACCGGCUGUGUGCUGUGCUGUGUUGUGUUAACCGGCUGUGUGCUGUGUUGUGCUGUGUUAACCGGCUGUGUGCUGUGCUGUGUGUUGUGUUAACCGGCUGUGUGCUGUGUUGUGUUAACCGGCUGUGUGCUGUGCUGUGUUAACCGGCUGUGUGCUGUGUUGUGUUGUGUUAACCGGCUGUGUGCUGUGCUGUGCUGUGCUGUGUUAACCGGCUGUGUGCUGUGCUGUGUUAACCGGCUGUGUGCUGUGUUGUGUUAACCGGCUGUGUGCUGUGUUAACCGGCUGUGUGCUGUGCUGUGUGUUGUGUUAACCGGCUGUGUGUUUCUCUCCUCAGGAGUCCGGCAGUGGGGAGGAGGACCUGCGCUCUCAGCCUAGAAGGUAAGACAGACACGCCCCCCCGUGACAUCAUCACCCUUGUUUGUGACAUUGCAAAUGUCACUUUGUGCCUGUGUGACUGAUUUCUCAGAGAUCACCUGUGCUAUUGUGAAAUCAGAGGAAUAUCCUGUGUGGCUGUGACAUCAAGAACAGCACCUGUGACAUCAAGAACAGCACCUGUGACUACUGUUGAAAAAUUCCAGGAACUGUCAAUAAAUUCCUUGGUUUUCACAAAAUCCCAUUUGGAAGAUUCCCGGAAUCAGGAGGUAAUAAGCAGGAAAUACAGAAUCCUCCAACCAGGAUUUCUGGAAACCAGGGAAUUUAUUGAAAGUUUUGGGAAUUUUGCAACCCUAAUUGUGACAUCAAGUGCUCCAUUGCAAGAGUUCUGUCCUGUGAUUGAGACAUCAUAAAGAACUCCUGUGCGAGAGUUCUGUCCUUUGAUUGAGACAUCAUGAAGAACUCCUGUGCGAGAGUUCUGUCCUGUAAUUGAGACAUCAUGAAGAACUCCUGUGCGAGAGUUCUGUCCUUUGAUUGAGACAUCAUGAAGAACUCCUGUGCGAGAGUUCUGUCCUUUGAUUGAGACAUCAUGAAGAACUCCUGUGCGAGAGUUCUGUCCUUUGAUUGAGACAUCAUAAAGAACUCCUGUGCGAGAGUUCUGUCCUUUGAUUGAGACAUCAUGAAGAACUCCUGUGCGAGAGUUCUGUCCUGUGAUUGAGACAUCAUGAAGAACUCCUGUGCGAGAGUUCUGUCCUGUGAUUGAGACAUCAUAAAGAACUCCUGUGCGAGAGUUCUGUCCUGUGCAAUUGUAACAUCACAAUGCAGGGUUCUUCUUUUUGUUGCCUAGGGCAGUGAGUUUCUGAGCUGUGGAGUUGUUGCAGAUCAGGUUUGUCCUGUCUCUGUCCACCACAGACUCCCAACUGAACAGCUCUCACAUAACACUGCCUUCUGCUCGUGCGUGUGUGUGUGUAGGGCUUGGAAUUGCCAGGGACCUCAUGAUAUGAUAUUACUCUACCAACAGUAGCAAAAUAACAUUGUCUCAAAAUAAUAUUGUGAUAUGUAACUUUUUUUUUUUUUUUUUUUUUUUUUUUUUUUUUUUUCCAUCACUGCACAACAUAUCUGUGUGUUAAUUUUAACACCUUCUCACAAAGCAGCUGUUUUGAUGAUGCAGAGGUUGUUGAGUCUGGUCUUCACAAGUCCUCACUGUCAGCCCCAGCUAUGGAAACCCAAUUUUCCUAGUAUAACAUAAGGUUGUAUAUAGGUUUGUGACAGUAAUUGAAUAACUGUGUAACUGACGGUUAUGGAUGAAGACGUCAUGAAAAUAAAAUGAUCAUCAAAACCGUUUAAAUACGCCGACAUUCAUAAAAACAAUUUUUACUUUCUUUUCGUGUAGAUAAACAUUACCUAAUAGUGGAGUGUUUACUAAUGAUUAUAAGACAUUGUUUUGCUAACUUAGUCUGUCUAUAAAUGUUCUACAUCUCCUCCUCUUUCCAACUGUCCUUUUGAUGCUCAAGCAGCUAAUCUGCGCGGAGUGUAGAGCGCUAUAGGCUAUGGCACUUCAGUAAAUAAAUUGUUGCAUUUGUGGACUUUCUUUUAUACAAGGCAGAUUUUCAUUGCUUGCUAGUAAAUAAAUAAAUUGUUAUUCUUUUAAAAAAUGUUGGAUGUACAGUGGAGGAAAAAAAGUAUUUAGUCAGCCACCAAUUGUGCAAGUUCUCCCACUUAAAAAGAUGAGUGGCCUGUAAUUUUCAUCAUAGGUACACGUCAACUAUGACAGACAAAAUGAGAAAAAAAAAUCCAGAAAAUCACAUUGUAGGAUUUUUAAUGAAUUUAUUUGCAAAUUAUGGUGGAAAAUAAGUAUUUGGUCAAUAACAAAAGUUUCUCAAUACUUUGUUAUAUACCCUUUGUUGGCAAUGACACAGGUCAAACGUUUUCUGUAAGUCUUCACAAGGUUUUCACACACUGUUGCUGGUAUUUUGGCCCAUUCCUCCAUGCAGAGCUCCUCUAGAGCAGUGAUGUUUUGGGGCUGUCGCUGGGCAACACGGACUUUCAACACCCUCCAAAGAUUUUCUAUGGGGUUGAGAUCUGGAGACUGGCUAGGCCACUCCAGGACCUUGAAAUGCUUCUUACGAAGCCACUCCUUCGUUGCCCGGGCGGUGUGUUUGGGAUCAUUGUCAUGCUGAAAGACCCAGCCAUGUUUCAUCUUCAAUGCCCUUGCUGAUGGAAGGAGGUUUUCACUCAAAAUCUCACGAUACAUGGCCCCAUUCAUUCUUUCCUUUACACGGAUCAGUCGUCCUGGUCCUUUGCAGAAAAACAGCCCCAAAGCAUGAUGUUUCCACCCCCAUGCUUCACAGUAGGUAUUGUGUUCUUUGGACGCAACUCAGCAUUCUUUGUCCUCCAAACACGACGAGUUGAGUUUUUACCAAAAAGUUCCAUUUUGGUUUCAUCUGACCAUAUGACAUUCUUCCAAUCCUCUUCUGGAUCAUCCAAAUGCACUCUAGCAAACUUCAGACGGGCCUGGACAUGUACUGGCUUAAGCAGGGGGACACGUCUCGCACUGCAGGAUUUGAGUCCCUGUCGGCGUAGUGUGUUACUGAUGGUAGGCUUUGUUACUUUGGUCCCAGCUCUCUGCAGGUCAUUCACUAGGUCCCCCCGUGUGGUUCUGGGAUUUUUGCUCACCGUUCUUGUGAUCAUUUUGACCCCACGGGGUGAGAUCUUGCGUGGAGCCCCAGAUCGAGGGAGAUUAUCAGUGGUCUUGUAUGUCUUCCAUUUCCUAAUAAUUGCUCCCACAGUUGAUUUCUUCAAACCAAGCUGCUUACCUAUUGCAGAUUCAGUCUUCCCAGCCUGGUGCAGGUCUACAAUUUUGUUUCUGGUGUCCUUUGACAGCUCUUUGGUCUUGGCCAUAGUGGAGUUUGGAGUGUGACUGUUUGAGGUUGUGGACAGGUGUCUUUUAUACUGAUAUGGGGGGUUGAGGUUGUCACGUUCCGUUCUCUUGGCAUGCACCUCCUUGACCACUAGUCUCAGGAGUCUUUUGUUGAAGAUGUAAAAAUAUUAUGUUCGUCUGAUGUGCAUAAGGAAGUGAAUCCAGAUGCAGCACUGGUAUUGUAAAAUCACUCGUGCCAAUUGUUGACAAGCUUGCACCUGUUAAGAAACUCACUGUGAGCUGUUAGAGCCCUCUGGAUUGAUGAGGAACUGAAACAUUUUAUGGUUCGAAGAAAUGAUGCAAAAGAGGUGCCAAUCAUUUCAAUUACUAUUUCAAUAGUGAAGUGGACAAACCUAAGAAGUGAAAUGACUUUGAACAGUGAACCAUCAUAUUUGUGUAUUGAAGAUCUGAUAAUGAAAGAGAAGGAUUGCUGUUUUGAGUUUGGUCAAGUUUGUAUGGAAGAGGUGGAAGAAUUGUUAUCCAUCAAUAAUGAUAAGCCACCAGGUAUAGACAACCUAGAUGGAAAACUAUUGAGAAUGGUAGCAGACUGUAUUGCCACCCCUAUUUGCCAUGUCUUUAACCAACCCCCAAAGGACUGUGUGUAUCCACAGGCGUGGAAGUUAGCUAAAGUAAUUCCACUACCUAAAAAUAGUAAAGCACCCUUUGCUGUCUCUAACAGCCGACCAAUCAGUUUGCUGCCUGUUCUUAGUAAACUGAUGGAGAAAAUUGUGUUUGAACAAAUACAAUGCUAUUUUUCAAAGAGCAAGCUAACUACUGACUUUCAGCAUGCAUAUAGGGAAGGGCUCUCAACUUGUACUGCACUAACUCAGAUGACUGACGAUUGGUUAAAAUAAAUGGAUAAUAAGAUGAUAGUUGGAGCUGUACUGUUAGAUUUCACUGCAGCCUUUGGUGUUAUUGAGCAUAAUUUGUUAUAGAAAAAACUCACUUGUUAUGGCUUUACAUCACCUGCCAUCACAUGGUUGGAUAGUUAUUUAUCCAAUAGAACCCAGAUAGUGUUCUUCAAUGGAAGCUUCUCUAACAUCUAUGUACAGUGCGGUAUCCCUCAGGGCAGUUGUCUUGGGCCGAUACUCUUCUCUAUUUUUACAAAUGAUUUGCCACUUACAAGAAGCUAAAAUGACUAUGUAUGCUGAUGAUUGUACACACAUCAGCACCUACAGCCAGUGAGCUCGCUGAGACUCUUAGCAAGGAGUUAGUCUGUGUCAGAAUGGGUAAUUAACAAUAAACUGGUCUUUAAAUACAGUGCCUUCAGAAAGUAUUCACACCCCUUUACUUUUUUCACAUUUUGUUUUGUUACAGCCUAAAUUUAAAAUGGAUUAAAUUGAGAUUUGUUGUCACUGGCCUACACAAAAUACCCCAAAAUGUCAAAGCGGAAUUAUGUUUUUACAAAUUCAUAAAAAAUAGAAAGCUGAAAUGUCUUGAGUCAAUAAGUAUUCAACCCCUUUGUUAUGGCAAGCCUAAAUAAGUUCAGGAGUAAAAAUGUGCUUAACAAGUCACAUAAUAAGUUGCAUGGACUCCCUCUGUGCGCAAUAAUAAUGUUUAACAUGAUUUUUGAAUGACUACCUCCUCUCUGUACCCCACACAUACAAUUAUCUGUAAGGUCCCUCAGUCGAACAGUGCAUUUCCACCACAAAGACCAGGGAGGUUUUCCAAUGCCUCGCAAAGAUCACCUAUUGGUAGAUGGGUAAAAAUAAAAAAGCAGACAUUGAAUAUCCCUUUGAGCAUGGUGAAGUUAUUAAUUACACUUUAGAUGGUGUAUCAAUACACCCAGUCACUACAAAGAUACAGGAGUCCUUCCUAACUCCGUUGCCGGGGAGGAAGGAAACUUCUCAGAGAUUUCACCAUGAGGCCAGUGGUGACUUUAAAACAGUAACAGUUUAAUGGCUGUGAUAGGAGAACUGAGGAUGGAUCAAGAACAUUAUAGUUACUCCACAAUACUAACAUAUUUGACAGAGUGAAAAUGAAGCCUGUACAGAAUAAAAAAUAUUCCAAAACAUGCAUCCUGUUUGCAACAAGGCACUAAAGUAAUACUGCAAAAACUUUUUGUCCUGAAUACAAAGUGUUAUGUUUGGGCAAAUCCAAUACAACACAUUACUGGGUACCACUCUCCAUCUUUUCAAGCAUAGUGGUGGCUGCAUCAUGUUAUGGGUGUGCUUGUAAUCAUUAAGGACUGGGAAGUUUUUCAGGAUAAAAAAGAAACGGAUCUACGCACAGUUUUGACUUAAAUCUACUUGAAAAUAUUUGUCAAGACCUGAAAAUGGUCGUCUCUCAAUGAUCAACAACCAAUUUGACAGAGCUUGAAGAAUUUUGGAAAGAAUAAUAAUGGGUAAAUGUUAAACAAUCAGGAGCAAUCCAGGUGUCGAAAGCUCUUAGAGACUUACCCAGAAAGACAGCAAAAAUAUUAUAAUAAUAAUCUAAAAACAUGUUUUUACUGUGUCCAUUAUGGGGUACUGUGUGUAGAUGGGUGAGAAAAAAUAUUACAUUGAUGGAAGUUACAAUCUAUCUGCAAUAUUAAAGUUGAUCUACCCCCUAAAAAAAAAAAAAAGGUUUUUGUGAAGAUGGGGAGAGGUAUGUCUGUUAUAAAAAUAUGUUUUUGACACAAAGAUCAACUGUACUAGUUCAGGCUCUGGUCUUGUCCCAUCUUGAUUACUGUCCGGUAAUAUGGUCAGGGUGCAGCAAAGAAAGACCUAGCAAAGCUGCAGCUGGCUCAAAACAGAGCAGCACGUCUUGCCCUUAACUGCACACACAGAACUAACAUCAACAACAUGCAUGAUAGUCUUUCUUGGUUGAGGAGAAAUGGACGACUUCUCUUCUAGUCUUUUUAAGAAACAUUUGUGUGUUGAAAAUGCCUAAUCACUUGUAACCACUUCCCACCAGACACACCACUAUGGGUUUCUUCACGGUAGCCAUUUCCUUUCUUCAAUCAAAUUUGCCUAGACCUACUGCCACGUUUGCAGGUUGUUAGCUAUCUAGGUAACAUGACUGAACAACGUUGUUUGUUAUCAAACCAAUAAGUAGAUACGCAGGAUUAGUUUAAAAACGGCCUGCGACAUUGUUUGUAAAUUAUAUAAUGUAAAAUGCGUGCGAAAUCGCGCAGGAAGAAGAAAAAAAAAAAGGUAGUUCUGGUAAUAUGGGUGAUAUUGUUUUUAGCUAAAGACAUGCCGGUUUUCUUUGCUGUGAAGCUGCAAGCAUGCCUGUUGUGAAGCUGUGUCCAUUUCCUCUCUGCCAGAGGCUGCGUGACAGUGAACUUGCAAUUUCAAAGCCUACUCAGACUGGCCUGUGCGAUGCGCAUGAAAGUGAAGUGGACAUUAUUGGAUUGGCACAUACAAGACACUAGGUCAGAUUUGGCUUACUAGGCUACUUUGAAGCAAGCUCAUAAUAUGAGAUAAAGCAUUCAGGUUUCAAACAAAUAAGGAUGUUUUAGCAAAUUUAUAAAAAUUAAAAAACAUACCUUAUUUACAUAAGUAUUCAGACCUUUUGCUAUGAGACUUGAAAUGGAGCUCAGAUGCAUCUUGUUUCCAUUGAUCAUCCUUGAUGUUUCUACAACUUGAUUGGAGUCCACCUGUGGUAAAUUCAAUUGAUUGGACAUGACAUGGAAAGGCACACACCUGUCUAUGUAAUGUCCCACAGUUGAUAGUGCAUGUCAGAGCAAAAACCAAGCCAUAAGGUCGAAGGAAUUGUCCAUAGAGCUCCGAGACAGGAUUAUGUUGAGGCACAGAUCUGGGGAAGGGUACCGAAAAAUGUCUGCAGCAUUGAAGGUCCCCAAGAACACAGUGUUGCAGCCUUACCGCAAAAGUGGAAGAGGAAAGUUGAAGGGGGAGAAAGUAAGGAACUUGUCUGUCGGCCUUGCAUUAAAGAACAUAAUUGGUUAAGGAAAACUGUGAUAAAUAAAAAAGUAUAUCAGUUUCACUUAAGGACCAAAGGAUUGACAGCCGUCCCAUAUAGAUUGCAAAAUAGUUGGGAAGAGAUCUUUGACGUACCGAUCCAUUACAUUUACAUUUACAUUUUAGUCAUUUAGCAGACGCUCUUAUCCAGAGCGACUUACAGGAGCAAUUAGGGUUAAGUGCCUUGCUCAAGGGCACAUUAACGUCAUUUAGCAGACGCUCUUAGCCAGAGCGACUCACAAAUUGGUGCGUUCACCCUAUAGCCAGUGGGAUAACCACUUUAUCUAUCCCAUGGCAUAGUGUUUAUGAACUGACACGCAAAAUGACACCGGAUUCAAAAAUUAGAAUCUUUCAAUUUAAAUUAUUAUAUAAAAUUCUUGCUACCAAUAGAAUGUUAUUUAUAUGGGGGAUACAAUCUUCCCAGCUCUGCAGGUUUUGCUGUGAAGAGACAAAAUCAUUAGAUCAUUUGUUUUGGUUCUGUCCAUUUGUAGCUUGUUUUUGGACACAGGUCCAGGAAUGGCUAAAGGAUUGCAAUAUUUACCUGGAACUAACCUUGCAGAUCGCAUUACUGGGUGAUCUGAAAAAUCAUAGUCAAUCAAUCAAUAAUAUAAUACUUUUAGCAAAAAUGUUUAUUUUUAAUUCACAAUCUGUAGAAGCAAUGAGAAUAGAAAGGUUCAGAAUUUUUGUAAAACAUCACAGUACGGUCGAAAUAUAUAUGGCAAAUAGAAAUCCUAUAUGGAUGGUGUUAAGAGAUAGAUGGGAGGUAUUGAAUAGAGUUGAAGGAUGGGACUAAUAACAAAUAACAACAAAUAAUAACAAAGAUAGCUAAUAAUGUAAGCAUACUGUGUCCAUAAUAAGUAUAUAGGUUGUAUGUUGGGAGCUUUUGGGAAGGAGCACAGUUAGAAAGAUAUGGCAUAUAGAAGCAAACCGGAUGGACAUCAUGAAAAUGAUGGGAGAGGUUGAGAGUAGAAGAAGUUCAGGAGCAAAAAAAGUAUUAUAUAUAUAUAUAUAUAUAUAUAUAUAUAUAUAUAUAUAUAUAUAUAUAUAUAUAUAUAUAUAUAUAUAUAUAUAUAUAUAUAUAUAUAUAUAUAUAUAAUAGAAUUAUUGUAAAAUUAACUCUGUCCAUAAGGUGUAGAUAGUAAGUAUAGACCGGAAAUAGAGGCCUGGGCAUUGUUGUUCACUAAUUUACUCCAAGUAGGGAAAGGAUGGUGGGGUUGAAAAGUAAUAAAGGGGAGUAUAUAUAUAAAAAAUAAAAAACAUGGGGAUUUGGAAGUGAUGCAGACAAUUACAUUGAUAGAUUGUAUCUUCUAUCUGCAAUAUUAAGCUGAUCCAUUCCCCCUAAAAAAUAAAUAAAAAAUUAACACAGUGUCCUCCAUCAUUCUUAAAUGGAAGACGUUUGGAACCACCAAGACUCUUCCUAGAGCUGGCCGCCCGGCCAAACUGAGCAAUCAGGGAGAAGAGCAUUGGUCAGUGAGGUGACCGAGAACCCGAUGGUCACUCUGACAGAGCUCCAGAGUUCCUCUUUGGAGAUGGGAGAACCUUCCAGAAGGACGACAACCAUCUCUGCAGCAGUCCACCAAUCAGGCCUUUAUGGUAGAGUGGCCAGACAGAAGCCAAUCCUCAGUAAAAGGCACGUGACAGCCCACUUGGAGUUUGCCAAAAGACACCUAAAGGAUUCUCAGACCAUGAGAAACAAGAUUCUCUGGUCUGAUGAAAUCAAGAUUGAACUAUUUGGCCUGAAUGCCAAUUGUCACGUCUGGAGGAAACCUGGCACCAUCCCUACGGAGAAGCAUGGUGGUGGCAUCAUCAUGCUGUGGGGAUGUUUUUCAGCGGCAGGGACUGGGAGACUAGUCAGGAUUGAGGGAAAGCUGAACAGAGCAAAGUACAGAGUGAUCCUUGAUGAAAACCUGCUCCAGAGCGCUCAGGAGCUCAGACUGGGGCGAAGGUUCACCUUCCAACAGCACACAGCCAAGACAACGCAGAAGUGGCUUUGGGACAAGUCUCUGAAUGUCCUUGAGUGGCCCAGCCAGAGCCCGGACUUGAACCCGAUCGAAUAUCUCUGGAGAGACCUGAAAAUCGCUGUGCAGUGAUGCUCCCCGUCCAACCUGACAGCGCUUGAGAGGAUCUACAGAGCAGAAUGGGAGAAACUCCCCAAAUACAGGUGUGCCAGACUUGUAGCGUCAUACCCAAGAAGACUUGAGGCUGUAAUCGCUGCCAAAGGUGCUUCAACAAAGUACUGAGUAAAGGGUCUGAAUACUUAUGGAAAUGUAAUAUUUACGUUUUUUUAUUUUGAAUACAUUUACAAAAAUGUCUAAAAACCUGUUUUUGCUUUGUCAUUAUGGGGUAUUGUGUGUAGAUUGAUGAGGGGGUAAAACUAUUUAAUCUAUUUUAGAAAAAGGCUGUAACUUAACAAAGUGGAAAAAGUCAAGGGGUCUGAAUACUUUACGAAUGCACUGUAAAUGGUGAAUGAGAGGCGCUCUUCAAUUACCAGUUGAGAAAUAAAAAUAGAAAAUCUAUUUUUAAUCGUGCACCAAAGCGGUUUUUAACACCCGAUUGCGCAUUUUAGAGUUGUUGUGCAAUGAAUGGGUUUAGAAAAGCAUGUUUUGAGGAGCUGCAGGAGAAAUCCCUCUCAGAGUAGGCUCUGUGUGAGUGUUUAUAGUUGUGUUGGAUAAAUAAGAUGCAUGAUGAUUAACGAAAAUACACACAGGCCAAUUUAAUUCCACUAAAAUUAUGCAAAUGCACCUAUAAACCGAUAAGCAUGAUGGUCAAAUGUAUUUCCAUCGACUGGUAUUUCCAUCAAUGAAUAAAAAGCAUUAUUUUGCAAUAGGAUUUUGCAAUAGUAUAAACCCUGCGUGGUACCGGUAUAAACCCUGCGUGGUACCGGUAUAAACCCUGCGUGGUACCGGUAUAAACCCUGCGUGGUACCGGUAUAAACCCUGCGUGGUACCGGUAUAAACCCUGCGUGGUACCGGUAUAAACCCUGCGUGGUACCGGUUACCAUGCAACACUAAACACACGUUCUCUCUCCCCCCUCCAGUAUCAGUGAGAGCUUCCUGACAGUGAAAGGCGCCGCCCUCUUCCUGCCCCGGGGAAAUGGCUCCUCCCCUAGCUCCGCCUCCCGCUUCUCUCAGCUCCGCAGCAAACAUGCAGGUACAGUACGGAGUACAGACAUCAAGGGGCAUUAUGGGAAAACGGAGCACGGUAGCUUCAUGUUCAGUCAAUGAAAUGUUUUUUUUAUAAAUCCCUUUUUACAUUAGCAGAUGUCACAACUAGAGGACAGUAGGCCCGGGACAAUACCAGUUUCGCAAUAUUGCUCCUUUGCUGAAUGUAAAAUAUUGCUAUAUCUUAAAAAAUAAAUGUGACUCUUGAGGACAACAUAAUGAUGGGCUGUUUUCCUAAAGAAGUUAAAUCCGCUUUGUGUUUUUGUUUCCUUGCCACGAUACUAACAAAUAUCGCGAUACUGGUAUCGUCCCGGUCCUAUUGUACAGUUACCCACCCUAGACCCAGCAGAAGCACAGUGGCCAGGAGAAGCUAAGGCACGGUGGCCAGGAGAAGCUAAGGCACGGUGGCCAGGAGAAGCUAAGGCACGGUGGCCAGGAGAAGCUCCAUAAUUCAGCUUUUAAUGAGUUAGAACUGCCGAAGGGGAGAUGGAUGUAGAAAUGCCAGUGAUAAAGCAUUAGUGGGACUAAAGAGAAAAGAUUAUCUGAUUUAGCAUUUACUAUUGAGCAGAUAUGCUAAUUGUACUCUAAAUGCCAUAAGGACGCUAACAAGGAAUGGUUAUUGAUAAUGAGGACACACAGCAACGUUAACUGUGUGUGUGUCUAGGUGAUCUCCAGCAGCACCUGCAGACCAUGUUCACUCUCCUCCGACCAGAGGACAACAUCAAACUGGUGAGUACACGCACACACAAACACACACACGCACACACAAACACACACAAUAGCCCUCUAACCAAUUGUACUAUUAUGUGUGUUUUUUUCGCGUUAUUUGUAAUUUAUUCUGUACAUAAUGUUUCUGCCAUCGUCUCUUAUAACCAAAAAGAGCUUCUGGAUAUCAGGACAGCGAUUACUCACCUCGUAUUGGACGAAGAUUUUUUUAUUCAACGAGUCGGACGCGAAGGAUAUCCUACAGACACCCGACAAGGCCCAAAUCCCUGUCAUUCGCAAGAGAAAGAGAUGGAGAUAUCGUGGACGUAGGUCGGGGUGCCUUGUAAGGAUCCGACGGCGAGCGAGUAAACUGCCUCUUCCAUCAAUCCUAUUAGCAAAUCUUCAAUCAUUGGAAAGUAAAUUAGAUGACCUAAGAUUACGAUUAUCCUACCAACGGGACAUUAAAAACUGUAAUAUCUUAUGUUUCACCGAGUCGUGGCUGAACGACGACAUGGACAACAUACAGCUAGCGGGCUAUACGCUACAUGGGCAGGAUAGAACGGCUGACUCCGGUAAGACAAGGGGUGGCGGUCUGUGUAUAUUUGUAAACAACAGCUGGUGCACAAAAUCAAAUACUAAGGAAGUCUCAAGGUUUUGCUCGCCUGAGGUAGAGUAUCUUAUGAUAAGCUGUAGACCAAACUAUUUACAAAGAGAGUUUUCAUCUAUAUUUUUCAUAACUGUCUAUUUACCACCACAAACCAAUGCUGGCAUUAAGAUUGCACUCAAUGAGCUGUAUAAGGCCAUAAGUAAACAGGAAAACGCUCAUCCAGAGGCAGCGCUCCUAGUGGCCGGGGACUUUAAUGCAGGGACACUUAAAUCCGUUCUACCUCAUUUCUACCAGCAUGUUAAAUGUGCAACCAGAGGAAAAAAAACUCUAGACCACCUUUACUCCACACACAGAGAUGCAUACAAAGCUCUCCCUCGCCCUCCAUUUUGCAAAUCUGACCAUAACUCUAUCCUCCUGAUUCCUGCUUAUAAGCAAAAACUAAAGCAGGAAGCACCAGUGACUCGGUUAAUAAAAAAGUGGUCAGACGACGCAGAUGCUAUGCUACAGGACUGUUUUGCUAGCACAGACUGGAACAUGUUCCGGGAUUCUUCAGAUAGCAUUGAGGAGUACACCACAUCAGUCACUGGCUUCAUCAAUAAGUGCAUUGAUGAUGUCGUCCCCACAGUGACCGUACGUACAUACCCCAACCAGAAGCUAUGGAUUACAGGCAACAUCCGCACUGAGCUAAAGGGUAGAGCUGCCGCUUUCAAGGAGCGGGACUCUAACCCGGACGCUUAUAAGAAAUCCCGCUAUGCCCUCCGACGAACCAUCAAACAGGCAAAGAGUCAAUACAGGACUAAGAUUGAAUCGUACUACACCGGCUCUGACGCUCGUCGGAUGUGGCAGGGCUUGAAAACGGAUUACCAGGACAUGUACUCCGAGCAUGUGCUAACCAACUGGCAAGUGUCUUCACUGACAUUUUCAACCUCUCCCUGUCUGAGUCUGUAAUACCAACAUGUUUCAAGCAGACCACCAUAGUCCCCGUGCCCAAGGACACUAAGAUAACCUGCCUAAAUGACUACCGACCCGUAGCACUCACGUCUGUAGCCAUGAAGUGCUUUGAAAGGCUGGUCAUGGCUCACAUCAAUACCAUUAUCCCAGAAACCCUAGACCCACUUCAAUUUGCAUACUGCCACAACAGAUCCACAGAUGAUGCAAUCUCUAUUGCACUCCACACUGCCCUUUCCCACCUGGACAAGAGGAACACCUACGUGAGAAUGCUAUUCAUUGACUACAGCUCAGCGUUCAACACCAUAGUGCCCUCAAAGCUCAUCACUAAGCUAAGGAUCCUGGGACUAAACACAUCCCUCUGCAACUGGAUCCUGGACUUCCUGACGGGCCGCCCCCAGGUGGUAAGGGUAGGUAACAACACAUCUGCCACGCUGAUCCUCAACACGGGGGCCCCUCAGGGGUGCGAGCUCUGUCCCCUCCUGUACUCCCUGUUCACCCAUGACUGCAUGGCCACGCACGACUCCAACACCAUCAUUAAGUUUGCCGACGACACAACAGUGAUAGGCCUGAUCACCGACAACGAUGAGACAGCCUAUAGGGAGGAGGUCAGAGACCUGGCCGUGUGGUGCCAGGAUAACAACCUCUCCCUCAACGUGACCAAGACAAAGGAGAUGAUCGUGGACUACAGGAAAAAAAAAGAGGACUGAGCACGCCCCCAUUCUCAUCGACGGGGCUGUAGUGGAACAGGUUGAGAGCUUCAAGUUCCUUGGUGUCCAUAUCACCAAUGAACUAUCAUGGUCCAAACACACCAAGACAGCUGUGAAGAGGGCAUGACAAAGCCUAUUCCCCCUCAGGAGACUGAAAAGAUUUGGCAUGGGUCCUCAGAUCCUCAAAAAAUUAUACAGCUGCACCAUCGAGAGCAUCCUGACUGGUUGCAUCACCGCCUGGUAUGGCAACUGCUCGGCCUCCGACCGCAAGGCACUACAGAGGGUAGUGCGUACGGCCCAGUACAUCACUGGGGCAAAGCUUCCUGCCAUCCAGGACCUCUAAACCAGGCGGUGUCAGAGGAAGGCCCUCAAAAUUGUCAAAGACUCCAGCCACCCUAGUCAUAGACUGUUCUCUCUGCUACCGCACGGAAAGCGGUACCGGAGGGCCAAGUCUAGGUCCAAAAGGCUUCUCAACAGCUUCUACCCCCAAGCCAUAAGACUCCUGAACAGCUAAUCAUGGCUACCCGGUCUAUUUGCACUGCCCCCCCCCCACCCCCACCCCAUCUUUUUACGCUGCUGCUACUCUGUUAAUUAUUUAUGCAUAGUCACUUUAACUCUACCCACAUGUACAUAUUACCUCAACUAGCCGGUGCCCCCGCACAUUGACUCUGCACCGGCACCCCCCUGUAUAUAGCCUCCCUACUGUUAUUUUAUUUUACUUCUGCUCUUUUUUUCUCAACACUUUGUUGUUGUUUUAUUUUACUUUUUUAUUAAAAAAUAAAUGCAUUGUUGGUUAAGGGCUGUAAGUAAGCAUUUCACGGUAAUGUCUACACCUGUUGUAUUCGGCGCAUGUGGCAAAUUAAAAUUUGAUUUGAUUUGAAAAUACAAACAUUGUUCUCUUCAAUAAUCAAGAUCUGGUCUUCACACCUCCACCUCUCCUUCACACCUCCCUCCCUCUCUCCCUCUCUCUCCUCCCUCUAGGCAGUACGGUUGGAGAGUACCUUAUACCAGGGGACUCGCUACAUGGUAGUGGUCUCCACUAACGGCCGCCAGGACACAGAGGAGAGCCUGGUACUGGGCAUGGACUUCAGCCCGACAGACAGGUGUGUAUGUGUGUGUGUGUGUGUGCGUGCGUGCGUGCGGACACAGAGACAGGUGUGUGUGCGUGCAUUUAUGCAGACACAGAUCGUAUUGGGCAUGGACUAUCAUAGAACAAUGUUGUAUGUUCCAGCUCGUGCUUGGUGGGGCUGGUUCUACCCCUAUGGAGCGACACACUGAUACACCUGGAUGGAGACGGGUAAGAAUGUCUCUCACAUACACAUAUAAUGACAGGACAGACCAACAGACUCAUCUUGACAGAUGUAUGGUUCAGUAUGGUUCAGAGGAGUUUGACUGCUUAUUUGACCCUCUCCCUCCAUCUCUCCCCUCCCUCUCCUCUCCCUUUCUCUCUCCUUUCCUUUACCCCCUCUCUCUCUCUCCCUCUUGUUUUUCCUCUCUCUCUCUGUCAGGGGUUUCAGUGUGUCCACUGAUAACAGGGUCCAUGUAUUCAAGCCUGUGUCAGUGCAGGCCAUGUGGUGAGUACAACUUUUUUAGGUCUUCACAUUUUCAAUAUGCAAUUUUUUUGGUGUUACCUAGUGUUUUCUGAUACAUCAUCUCUUAUUAGUUUACCUUGCAUUCCAUUUACCCUUAAUCUUAAUAUCUCAAUGUCCCACCAAUGAUCAAUUUCACAUUCCUCACAUUCCCUCUCUUCUCCCGCUCUUCUCCGUCUACCCCUCUCUCCAUCCAUUUCUCCCCUCUCUUCUCCUCUCUACUCCCAUUUCUCUCUUUCUCCCCUCUCUCAUUUCUCUCUCACCUCUUUCCAUUUUCUCUCUUUCUCACCUCUCUCCAUUUCACUCUCUCUUCUCCCUCCACCCCUCUCUCUCCAUUUCUCUCUUUUCCUCUCUCCAUUUCUCUCUUUCUCCUCUCUCUCCCUCUCCUCUCUCUCCAUUUCUCUCCCCUCUCCUCUCUCCACCCCUCUCUCUCCUCUCCCCUCUCCCAGGUCCGCUCUGCAGUCGCUCCACAAGGCGUGUGAGGUGGCUCGUUGCCAUAACUACUACCCCGGCAGCCUUUUCCUGACCUGGGUCAGCUACUACCAGAGCCGGGUCUCCUCUGACCCAAUCACGCAUCAACGAGUGGAACGCCAUGCAGGACGUCCAAUCACAUCGUGCCGACUCUCCCGUGCUCUUCUCUGAUGUGUGAGUGUCACAAACACGCUACAUAACGUGUGGGACUGUUUCAAGUUUAUUUUCCAACAUGUCUUGUUAAUAAAUUGGUAAUCUGAAUCACUUGAUAAACGCAUUAAAAACAGAUGCACACAAACCUACCAUUAAAAUUAUAGACUGAUAUUUUCUUUGUCAGUGGGCAAAACGUACAAAAUCAGCAGGGGAUCAAAUACUUUUUCCCCUGACUGUAGCUAUCCAUAUGUGACUCAUAAUAAUCUAGCUAGCCAGCUAGUUAAACAGGCAAAAAUGACCUAUAAAUAAUGUUAUGCAAGGUAGAUGUAAAUUCUUUGUGAAUAGCUACAAUAGCUAGCUAACUGUAGUAGCUAGCCAGUUAGCCCUAUUGACUUACCAUGGAAUUGCAAUCAUGAACACUACAGUGGGUAUUGUAGGCAGGUAAACAUGCCAAAAUUAACACAGUAUGUAUUUAUUAAUGUAUUAAGAUAAACUAUUGUAGUCAGGAAACAUGAGAUGUGAAUGGGCGACAUUUCAUUCUGAAAACUUGAGUUUUUCUCUCUUGUCGUUUUUUACGUGGUUGCGUCAUAUUUCCGUUGAAGCUUGGGGUGGCGAUUUAUAGGAGUACGUGGUCAUUAAGGCCAGAUCGUUCUUCAAGAUGUUCAUAAAUUACCAGCAGGGUGAAAUUAUAAUCACAGUAGUUGUAGAGGGUGCAACAGGAUCAGCACCUCAGGAUUAAAUGUCAGUUGGCUUUUCAUAGCCUCGCUCCCUCUCCAUGCUCGGCUAUGUGCACACUGCCCACAAAAUGAGGUGGAAACUGAGCUGCACUUCCUAACCUCCUGCCAAAUGUAUGACCAUAUUAGAGACACAUAUUUCCCUCAGAUUACAGCGAUCCACAAGAGAAUUCGAAAACAAACCCAAUGUUGAUAAACUCCCUUAUCUACUGGGUGAAAAACCACAGUGUGCCAUCACAGCUGCAAGAUUUGUGACCUGUUGCCACAAGAAAAGGGCAACCAGUGAAGAACAAACACCAUUGUAGAUACAACCCAUAUUUAUGUUUAUUUAUUUUCCCAUUUGUACUUUAACUCUUUGCACAUUGUUACAACACUGUAUAUAUACAUAAUAUGACAUUUGAAAUGUCUUUAUUCUUUUGGAACUUCUGAGUGUAAUGUUUACUGUUAAUAUUUAUUGUUUAUUUCACUUUUGUUUACUAUCUACUUCACUUGCUUUGGCAAUGUAACAUACAGUUGAAGUAGGAAGUUUACAUACACUUUAGCCAAAUAGAUUUUAACUCAGUUUUUCACAAUUCCUGACAUUUAAUCCUAGUAAAAAUUCCCUGUUUUAGGUCAGUUAGGAUCACCACUUUAUUUUAAGAAUGUGAAAUGUCAGAAUAAUAGUAGAGAAAAUUAUAUAUUUCAGCUUUUAUUUCUUUCAUCACAUUCCCAGUGGGUCAGAACUUUACAUACACUCAAUUAGUAUUUGGUAGCAUUGCCUUUAAAUUGUUUAACUUGGGUCAAACACAAGCUUCCCACAAUAAGUUGGGUGAAUUUUGGCCCAUUCCUCCUGACAGAGCUGGUGUAACGGAGUAAGGUUUGUAGGCCUCCUUGCUCGCACAUGCUUUUUCAGUUCUGCCCACAAAUAUUCUAUAGGAUUGAGGUCAGGGCUUUGUGAUGGCCACUCCAAUACCUUGACUUUGUUGUCCUUAAGCCAUUUUGCCACAACUUUGGAAGUAUGCUUGGGGUCAUUGUCCAUUUGGAAGACCCAUUUGCGACCAAGCUUUAACUUCCUGACUGAUGUCUUGAGAUGUUGCUUCAAUAUAUCCACAUAGUUUUCCUUCCUCAUGAUGCCAUCUAUUUUGUGAAGUGCACCAGUCCCUCCUGCAGCAAAGCACCCCCACAGCAUGAUGCUGCCACCCCCAUGCUUCACGGUUGGGAUGGUGUUCUUCAGCUUGCAAGCGUCCUCUUUUUUCCUCCAAACAUAACGAUGGUCAUUAUGGCCAAACAGUUCUAUUUUUGUUUCAUCAGACCAGAGGACAUUUCUCCAAAAAGUACGAUCUUUGUCCCCAUGUGCAGUUGCAAACCAUAGUCUGGCUUUUUUAUGGCGGUUUUGGAGCAGUGGCUUCUUCCUUGUUGAGUGGCCUUUCAGGUUAUGUCGAUAUAGGACUCGUUUUACUGUGGAUAUAGAUACUUUUGUACCUGUUUCCUCUAGCAUCUUCACAAGGUCCUUUGCGUUUGUUCUGGGAUUGAUAUGCACUUUUCGCACCAAAGUACGUUCAUCUCUAGGAGACAGAACGCGUCUCCUUCCUGAGCGGUAUGACGGGUGCGUGGUCCCAUGGUAUUUAUACUUGCAUACUAUUGUUUGUACAGAUGAACGUGGUACCUUCAGGCGUUUGGAAAUUGCUCCCAAGGAUGGACCAGACUUGUGGAGGUCAAAAAAAAAAAGUUCUGAGGUCUUGGCUGAUUUCUUUUGAUUUUCCCAUGAUGUCAAGCAAAGAGGCACUGAGUUUGAAGGUAGGCCUUGAAAUACAUCCACAGGUACACCUCCAAUUGACUCAAAUUAUGUCAAUUAGCCUAUCAGAAGCUUCUAAAGCCAUGACAUCAUUUUCUGGAAUUUUCCAAGCUGUUUAAAGUCACAGUCAACUUAGUGUAUGUAAACUUCUGACCCACUGGAAUUGUGAUACAGUGAAUUAUAAGUGAAAUAAUCUGUCUGUAAACAAUUGUUGGAAAAAUUACUUGUCACGCACAAAGUAGAUGUCCUAACCGACUUGCCAAAACUAUAGUUUGUUAACAAGACAUUUGUGGAGUGGUUGAAAAACGAGUUUUAAUGACUCCAACCUAAGUGUAUGUAAACUUCCGACUUCAACUGUACGUUUCCCAUGCCAAUAAAGCCCUUAAAUUUAAAAUUUAAUUGAAUAGAGGGGAGGGAGCGGUGGGAGAGGGGAGAGGAGAGGGGGAGGUGGAGGGAGAGGAGAGGGGGAGGUGGAGGGAGAGGGAGAGGGGGCGGUGGAGGGAGAGGAGAGGGGGAGGUGGAGGAGGAGAGGGGAGUGGGGAGGGAGGUGGGGGAGGAGGGGGGGAGGAGAGGAGAGGAGGAGGAGAGGGGGCGGUGGAGGAGGAGAGGGGGAGGAAGAGGGGAGGAGGAGAGGAGAGGUGGGACGAGGGGCGAGAAGGGGGGGGGGGAGGGGGGAGGAGAGGAUGAGGGGACGGAUGGAGAGAGAGAGGUGGAGAGGGGGAGGUGGGGAGGAGGAGAGGGGGAGAGGUAUUUGUAUUUAUUACGGUCCCCAUUAGCGGCUGCCAAGGCAGCAGCUACUCUUCCUGGGGGUCCAACCACAAUUUACAUACAAUAAACCAAUACAUAACACAACACCUUAUACACACUAUUCUACCAUAACAUAUUUACAUACAAAAUCAACCAAUACAGCAAAAUAACAAUAUUAAAUGUGUUGUGUGUAGAGUGGCUGGUGUUUAGAAGGUGUUUUGCGAAUGCUGUGUGUGUGUGUGUGUGUGUGUCUUCCCAGUCCAUAAAGUGUAAUUGUAUCUGUUUUUUAAGAGGUAGAGGUAGAUGGAGUGGAAAACAGCAGAUCCGGGACAGGGUAGCAUGUCUUGUGAACAGGUCAUGGUUCCAGAGCCACAGGAAAAACAGCAGCAACUGGAUCAGCACCACGACCAGGUGGACUGGGGACGGGGAGAGCCAGGAGUCAUCAGGCCAGGUAGUCCUGAGGCAGGGUGCUAGGGCUCAGGUCCUCCGGGAGAGAAAUGGGAGAAUUAGAAGGAGCAUACUUAAGUUCACACAGGACACCAGAUAAGACAGGAGAAUUUCACCAGAUAGGACAGACUGACCCUAGCCCUCCGGCACAUAGACUAUUGCAGCAUAGAUACUGGAGACUGAGACAGGGGGGGGAUGACACUGUGGCCCUCUCUGACGAUAGCCCUGGACAGGGCCAACCAGGCAGGAUAUAACCCCACCCACUUUGCCAAAGCACUACCCUGAGACGAGACUGAGCCCACGAAGAUCUCCUCCACCGCACGAGCCAGAGGGGGCGCAAAACCGGACCGGAAGAUCACGUCAGUGACUCAACCCACUCGAGUCGAGUAUAGAGGAAAAAAGCCUGGCACGACGUGACGCACCCCUCCUAGGGACGGCAUGGAAGAGCACUAGUAAGCCAGUGACUCAGACCCCGUAAUAGGGCCAGAGGCAGAGAAUCCCAGUGGAGAGAGAGGAGCCGGCCAGGCAGAGACAGCAAGGCUGGUUCAUCACUCCAGUGCCUUGCCGAUCACCUUCGCACCCCUGGGCCUGACUACACUCAAUCAUAGGACCCACUGAAGAGAUGAGUCUUCAGUAAAGACUGAAAGACAGCGUCUGCGUCUCUCACAUGGAUAGGCAGAGCAUUCCAUAAAAAUGGAGCUCUGUAGGAGAAAGCCCUGCCUCCAGCUGUUUGCUUAGAAAUUCUAGGGUCAAUAAGGAGGCCUGCGUCUUGUGACCGUAGCGUACGUGUAGGUAUGUACCUGUGGUCCUCUGUAGCUCAAUUGGUAGAGCACGGCGCUUGUUACGCCAGGGUAGUGGGUUCGAUCCCCGGGACCACCCAUACUGCUAAAUGGCAUAUUAUUAUUAUUAUUAUUAUGUACGGGCAGGACCAAAUCGGAGAGAUAGGUUGGAGCAAGUCCAUGUAAUGCUUUGUAGGUUAGCGGUAAAACCUUGAGAGAAAAAAAAAACGUCCACUGCCCGCUAUGUGUUUCCAGGCCGACAGAGAGAGAGAAAACGGAGCGGCUGAUCAAGACUCGUCUGAGAGAGAUCAUGGUACAGAAAGACUUGGAGAAUGUCACCUGCAAAGAGGUGUGUUCAUGCAUAACAUGCCGUCUUCAUUUUCAUAUUCUGUCGUGUUAGUGUGUGUAUGAAACCCGUGUGUUCUCUCCUAGAUCCGCAGUGUUAGUGUGUGGAUGAAACCUGUGUGUUCUCUCCUAGAUCCGCAGUGUUAGUGUGUGGAUGAAACCUGUGUGUUCUCUCCCAGAUCCGCAGUGUUAGUGUGUGUAUGAAACCUGUGUGUUCUCUCCUAGAUCCGCACAGAGCUGGAGGUACACAUGGUGUGUAACCUCCGUGAGUUUAAGGAGUACAUAGACAACGAGAUGAUCCUGAUCCUGGGCCAGAUGGACAGUCCCACUGAGAUAUUCGACCACGUUUACCUGGUAGGUCUGCCUGGCUUUCUCUUCUGUCUUUUUCUCUUGUAAGAUAUAAAUACACUUUAUGGAACAGCGGGGACUGUGAAGCAACACACACAUAGGCACAGACACAUGCAUACACACACAUGAUAACAUACGCACUAUACACACACCUACACAUGGAUUUUGUGUUAUAGAUAUGUGGUAGUAGAGUAGGGGCCUGAGGGCACACACUUGGUGUGUUGUGAAUUACAUUGGGGCAAAAAAGUAUUUAGUCAGCCACCAAUUGUGCAAGUUCUCCCACUUAAAAAGAUGAGAGAGGCCUGUACAUUUCAUCAUAGGUACACGUCAACUAUGACAGACAAAAUGAGAAAAAAAAUUCCAGAAAAUCACAUUGUAGGAUUUUUUAUGAAUUUAUUUGCAAAUUAUGGUGGAAAAUAAGUAUUUGGUCAAUAACAAAAGUUUCUCAAUACUUUGUUAUAUACCCUUUGUUGGCAAUGACACAGGUCAAAUGUUUUCUGUAUGUCUUCACAAGGUUUUCAUACACUGUUGCUGGUAUUUUGGCCCAUUCCUCCAUGCAGAUCUCCUCUAGAGCAGUGAUGUUUUGGGGCUGUCGCUGGGCAACACGUACUUUCAACUCCCUCCAAAGAUUUUCUAUGGGGUUGAGAUCUGGAGACUGGCUAGGCCACUCCAGGACCUUGAAAUGCUUCUUACGAAGCCACUCCUUCGUUGCCCGGGCGGUGUGUUUGGGAUCAUUGUCAUGCUGAAAGACCCAGCCACGUUUCAUCUUCAAUGCCCUUGCUGAUGGAAGGAGGUUUUCACUCAAAAUCUCACGAUACAUGGCCCCAUUCAUUCUUUCCUUUACACAAAUCAGUCGUCCUGGUCCCUUUGCAGAAAAACAGCCCCAAAGCAUGAUGUUUCCACCCCCCAUGCUUCACAGUAGGUAUGGUGUUCUUUGGAUGCAACUCAGCAUUCUUUGUCCUCCAAACACGACAAGUUGAGUUUUUUACCAAAAAGUUCUAUUUUGGUUUCAUAUGACAUUCUCCCAAUCCUCUUCUGGAUCAUCCAAAUGCACUCUAGCAAACUUCAGACGGGCCUGGACAUGUACUGGCUUAAGCAGGGGGACACGUCUGGCACUGCAUGAUUUGAGUCCCUGGCGGCGUAGUGUGUUACUGAUGGUAGGCUUUGUUACUUUGGUCCCAGCUCUCUGCAGGUCAUUCACUAGGUCCCCCCGUGUGGUUCUGGGAUUUUUGCUCACCGUUCUUGUGAUCAUUUUGACCCCACGGGGUGAGAUCUUGCGUGGAGCCCCAGAUCGAUGGAGAUUAUCAGUGGUCUUGUAUGUCUUCCAUUUCCUAAUAUUUGCUCCCACAGUUGAUUUCUUCAAACCAAGCUGCUUACCUAUUGCAGAUUCAGUCUUCCCAGCCUGGUGCAGGUCUACAAUUUUGUUUCUGGUGUCCUUUGACAGCUCUUUGGUCUUGGCCAUAGUGGAGUUUGGAGUGUGACUGUUUGAGGUUGUGGACAGGUGUCUUUUAUACUGAUAACAAGUUCAAACAGGUGCCAUUAAUACAGGUAACAAGUGGAGGACAGAAGAGCCUCUUAAAGAAGAAGUUACAGGUCUGUGAGAGCCAGAAAUCUUGCUUGUUUGUAGGUGACCAAAUACUUAUUAUCCACCAUAAUUUGCAAAUAAAUUCAUUAAAAAUCCUACAAUGUGAUUUUCUGGAAUUUGUUUUCUCAAUUUGUCUGUCAUAGUUGACGUGUACCUAUGAUGAAAAUGACAGGCCUCUCUCAUCUUUUUAAGUGGGAGAACUUGCACAAUUGGUGGCUGACUAAAUACUUUUUUUCCCCACUGUAUGUUAUGAAUGUAUUGUAAUGUUUUUAAAAUUGUAUAACUGCCUUAAUUUUGCUGGACCCCAAGAAGAGUAGCUGCUGCCAUGGCAGGAACUAUUGGGGAUCCAUAAUAAAUAUAAAUACAAAUCCUUACUGUGUAACUGGCUAUUGUCACCUAUUAAAACCUACUUCCCCUGACCUGAAAGUGUAAAGGGACAUUGUAAGAAAGGCUGGACAGGAGUGGAACUGAUCUCAUAUAUUUUUUGUUUCCCUCCAGGGCUCUGAGUGGAAUGCAUCCAAUCUGGAGGAGCUGCAGAACAGUGGGUAAGGCCUGCUCUGGAAAACUACUACUCCCAUGAUGCACUACUCAUGAAAUUCAAAAUGUAUUUGCCUACACAUCUAUAAUGACAACCUGUCCACCUUUCUCCCCCUCCCCCAUCCUCCCCCUCCCCAGUGUGCAGUAUAUUCUGAACGUGACGAAGGAGAUUGACAACUUCUUCCCAGGUGUGUUUGAGUACCAUAACAUCCGUGUGUAUGAUGAGGAGGCGACAGACCUGCUAGCAUACUGGAACGACACCUACAAGUUCAUCUCCAGAGCCAAGUGAGUCACUACUGGCCGACUGAUUCUGUCUCUCUCUCUGUGUCUCUCUCUGUGUAUCUCUCUGUGUCUCACUCUCUGUGUCUCUGUCUCCCUCUCUCUCUCUCUCUGUGUCUCUCUCUGUGUAUCUCUCUCUGUGUCUCUCUCUGUGUCUCUCUCUGUGUCUCUCUCUCUCUCUCUCUCUCUCUGUGUAUCUCUCUCUGUGUAUCUCUCUCUGUGUAUCUCUCUCUGUGUCUCUGUGUCUCUGUCUCUCUCUCUCUCUGUGUCUCUCUCUGUGUCUCUGUCUCUCUCUCUCUGUGUCUCUCUCUAUGUGUAUCUCUCUGUGUCUCUGUCUCUCUGUGUCUCUGUCUCUCUGUGUCUCUGUCUCUAUGUGUCUCUGUCUCUGUGUCUCUGUCUCUGUGUCUCUGUCUCUGUGUCUCUCUCUGUGUCUGUCUCUCUCUCUCUCUGUGUCUCUCUCUGUGUCUGUCUCUCUCUCUCUCUGUGUCUCUGUCCAUAGUGAUGUCUCUCGCUUUCUUUUUAUUUCUCAACUCUCUUUCUCUCCAACUCUCUCUUUCUCUCAACUCUCUUUCUCUCAACUCUCUCUCUCUACAUAUAUGUACAUUCACUUCCUCUCAUCUUUCUAGAGAUGGUCACUGUAUUUCUCUCCGUCAUCUUUCUAUCUCUGUCUCUCCCGUCUUAGUUUGUCUAACCUCUCUGAUCUCUGUUCUCCUAUGUCAGUCCCUUAACCAGUUAAAUAAUGUCUGUCUGUAGGAGAGCGGGAGCUAAGUGUCUGGUGCACUGUAAGAUGGGUGUGAGUCGCUCUGCAUCCACGGUGAUAGCCUACGCUAUGAAGGAGUACGGCUGGGACCUGGAGAGGGCAUUUGACCAUGUUAAGGAGCGACGUGCCGUCACCAAACCUAACCCAUCCUUCAUGAGACAGCUAGAGGAGUACCAGGGCAUACUGCUGGCCAGGUACACACAUACACACACACACACAGAUACACAAACAGGUCAACAUUCACAAGGCCGCAGGGCCAGACGGAUUACCAGGACGUGUACUCCGAGCAUGCGCUGACCAACUGGCAAGUGUCUUCACUGACAAUUUCAACAUGUCCCUGACUGAGUCUGUAAUACCAACAUGUUUCAAGCAGACCACCAUAGUCCCCGUGCCCAAGAACACGAAGGUAACCUGCCUAAAUGACUACCGACCCGUAUCACCUCACGUCUGUAGCCAUGAAGUGCUUUGAAAGGCUGGUCAUGGCUCACAUCAACACCAUAUUCCCGGAAACCCUAGACCCACUCCAAUUCACAUACCGCCCCAACAGAUCCACAGAUCACGCAAUCUCUAUUGCACUCCACACUGCCCUUUCCCACCUGGACAAAAGAAACACCUAUGUGAGAAUGCUGUUCAUUGACUACAGCUCAGCGUUCAACACCAUAGUGCCCUGAAAGCUCAUCACUAAGCUAAGGAUCCUGGGACUAAACACCUCCCUCUGCAACUGGAUCCUGGACUUCCUGAUGGGCCGCCCCCAGGUGGUAAGGGUAGGCAACAACACCUGCCACACUGAUCCUCAACACGGGGGCCCCUCAGGGGUGCGUGCUUAGUCCCCUCCUGUACUCCCUGUUCACCCACGACUGCGUGGCCAAGCACGACUCCAACACCAUCAUUAAGUUUGCCGAUGACACAACGGUGGUAGGCCUGAUCACCGACAACGAUGAGACAGCCUAUAGGGAGGUGGUCAGAGACCUGGCAGUGUGGUGCCAGGACAACAACCUCUCCCUCAACGUCAGCAAGAGAAAGGAGAUGAUCGUGGACUACAGGCCACCAUUCACAUCGACAGGGCUGUAGUGGAGCAGGUCGAGAGCUUCAAGUUCCUUGGUGUCCAAAUCACCAACAAACUGGUCCAAACACACCAAGACAGUCGAAGAGGGCACGACAACACCUUUUCUCCCUCAGGAGACUGAAAAGGUUUGGCAUGGGUCCUCAGAUCCUCAAAAGGUUCUACAUUUACAUUUACAUUUUAGUCAUUUUAGCAGCAGCUGCACCAUCGAGAGCAUCCUGACUGGCUGCAUCCCCGCUUGGUAUGGCAACUGCUUGGCACCCGACCGCAAGGUGCUACAGAGGGUACUGCGUACGGCCCAGUACAUCACUGGGGCCAAGCUUCCUGCCAUCCAGGACCUCUAUACCAGGCGGUGUCAGAGGAAGGCCGGAGCGCCAUGUCUAGGUCCAAAGGGCUCCUUAACAGGUUCUACCCCCAAGCCAUAAGACUACUGAAAAGUUAAUAAAAUGGCUACCCGUACUAUUUGCAGCUACCCGCUGCUACUCGCUGUUUAGCUAUCCAUAGUCACUUUACCCCUACCUACAUGUACAGUUCAAGUCUGAAGUUUACAUACACCUUAGCCAAAUACAUUUAAACUCAUUUUUUCACAAUUCCUGACAUUUAAUCCUAGUAAAAAUUCCCGGUCUUAGGUCAGUUAGGAUCACCACUUUCUUUUAAGAAUGUGAAAUGUCAGAAUAAUAGUAGAGAGAAUGAUUUAUUUCAGCUUUUAUUUCUUUCGUCACAUUCCCAGUGGGUCAGAAGUUUACAUACACUCAAUUAGUAAAUGGUAGCAUUGCCUUUAAAUUGUUUAACUUGGGUCAAACGUUUCGGGUAGCCUUCCACAAGCUUCCCACAAUAAGUUGGGUGAAUUUUGGCCCAUUCCUCCUGACAGAGCUGGUGUAACUGAGUCAGGUUUGUAGGCCUCCUUGCUCGCACACGCUUUUUCAGUUCUGCCCACAAAUGUUCUAUAGGAUUGAGGUCAGGGCUUUGUGAUGGCCACUCCAAUACCUUGACUUUGUUGUCCUUAAGCCAUUUUGCCACAACUUUGGAAGUAUGCUUGGGGUCAUUGUCCAAUUGGAAGACCCAUUUGCGACCAAGCUUUAAUUUCCUGACUGAUGUCUUGAGAUGUUGCUUCAAUAUAUCCACAUAAUCUUCCUUCCUCAUGAUGCCAUCUAUUUUGUGAAGUGCACCAAUCCCUCCUGCAGCAAAGCACCCCCACAGCAUGAUGCUGCCACCCCCGUGCUUCACAGUUGGGAUGGUGUUCUUCGGCUUGCAAGCAUCCCCCUUUUUCCUCCAAACAUAACGAUGGUCAUUAUGGCCGAACAGUUCUAUUUUUGUUUCAUCAGACCAGAGGACAUUUCUCCAAAAAGUACGAUCUUUGUCCCAAUGUGCAGUUGCAAACCGUAGUCUGGCUUUUUUAUGGCGGUUUUGAAGCAGUGCUUCUUCCUUGCUGAGCGGUCUUUCAGGUUAUGUCGAUAUAGGACUCGUUUUACUGUGGAUAUAGAUACUUUUGUACCUGUUUCCUCCAGCAUCUUCACAAGGUCCUUUGCUGUUGUUCUGGGAUUGACUAGCACUUUUUGCACCAAAGUACGUUAAUCUCUAGGAGACAGAACGAGUCUCCUUCCUGAGCGGUAUGACGGCUGCGUGGUCCCAUGAUGUUUAUACUUGCGUACUAUUGUUUGUACAGAUGAACGUGGUACCUUCAGGCGUUUGGAAAUUGCUCCCAAGGAUGAACCAGACUUGUGGAGGUAAAAAAAAGAAAUUGAGGUCUUGGCUGAUUUCUUUUGAUUUUCCCAUGAUGUCAAGCAAAGAGGCACUGAGUUUGAAGGUAGGCCUUGAAAUACAUCCACAGGUACACCUCCAAUUGUCUCAAAUAAUGUCAAUUAGCCUAUCAGAAGCUUCUAAAGCCAUGACAUCAUUUUCUGGAAUUUUCCAAGCUGUUUAAAGGCACAGUCAACGUAGUGUACGUAAACUUCUGACCCACUGGAAUUGUGAUACAGUGAAUUAUAAGUGAAAUAAUCUGUCUGUAAACAAUUGUUGGAAAAAUUACUUGUGUCAUGCACAAAGUAGAUGUCCUAACCGACUUGCCAAAACUAUAGUUUGUUAACAAGACAUUUGUGGAGUGGUUGAAAAACGAGUUUUAAUGACUCCAACCUAAGUGUAUGUAAACUUCCGUAGUCUGCUAUGUAGUCUUAUGUAGCCUGUUAUGUAGCCUGCUAUGUAGCUGGAUAGAGUAGAGGAAGCUACCAGCAUUGAUUAACAUCUCUCUCUUUCUUCCUCUUGUUCUGUCACAUUUCUACCCCCCCCCCCCCCCCCCCCCCCCCCCCCGCAGUAAGCAGAGACACAACAAGUUGUGGCGUUCCCACUCAGAUAGCGACCUAUCAGAGCACCAUGAGCCGCUGUGUAAGACCGCCUACCACCCCAACACCCUGGGCCGCUCAGACCCCCGUAACCAGGGCAACAGUCCCACCGCACCCUCCCUGCAGGAGCUGCUGCACCCCUCGCUGGGAACCCCCUCCAACACGGGGCAGGUGGUGCAGUCCGUCUCUGAGUGUGGGACGCCCUCUAGUGCAGGGAAGGUGGUACGGUCCAGUAGCCAGCCCAAUACCACUGUUACUAGGACUGAAGCUCAGUUGACCUCCACAACUGGGGUCCAGUCAGUAGGCAGUGGGGACCAGUCCUCCCAUACUGUUGACCAGUCAGCUCCCAGUGGGGACCAGUCCUCCCAUACUGUUGACCAGUCAGCUCCCAGUGGGGACCAGUCCUCCCAUACUGUUGACCAGUCAGCUCCCAGUGGGGUCCAGUCCUCCCAUACUGUUGACCAGUCAGCUCCCAGUGGGGUCCAGUCCUCCCAUACUGUUGACCAGUCAGCUCCCAGUGGGGACCAGUCCUCCCAUACUGUUGACCAGUCAGCUCCCAGUGGGGACCAGUCCUCCCAUACUGUUGACCAGUCAGCUCCCAGUGGGGACCAGUCCUCCCAUACUGUUGACCAGUCAGUUCCCAGUGGGGUCCAGUCCUUGGAUUCCCCAGACAGUGCUCCCCUGGCUGGGUCUGCGUGUCCCCCGUCCUCCCCCCCUCUGUCCAACGGCCUGUGUGACUCAGAGGAGGAUCCCUCGACCCAGUCUCUCCCCCGGCCGCGGGCGGCCACCGUGGUGCCUGAUGUUUCCACUGUAACCGUGGUGGAGACAGUGCCGGUCGGGCGUCCUCACCUGCCCCCCUCCCUUCACCACCUCCCCCUCUCCGCUGCACCUUUUCCAACCCCCUCCGGCGCAGACGAGACUCUGAAAGCCAAGGAGCCAUCCUCUAACUUGCCUGGGCAAAAGUCCCGCCAGUCGCAGGUGCCCGAGUUGUUGUUGAAGACCCCUGUAACAAGCAGACAAACAGCAGGAUCCCAAGAGCAGUUCGCACCAGUGCCUUAUGAGAAACGACACAGUGACCAGCGGUUACCUGGGGUGUUUUUGGGCAGUUCAGGACCCCAACAACCCUCCAGUAGUGAGGUGCUCAUCAUCAGCCAGCCCAGUGCCCCGCUUCAGGACCCUGUCGCAGAGGGGUCCUCGGCUCUCAGCACAGACCGCAUCAACUUCUUCAGCGCCAGAGAGAAGUUCCAGGACAUGACUCGGGACGGGAGGACCCGCUGCUUUUCUGAUCAGGCACUGCAGCAGACACCUCAGCCCAUACCCAGGGGUCCAGGACAGGAGCAGCAGCAGGAGGACCCCUCUGCUGAGGCGACUGAGGAGGUCAAGGAGAGGAAGAGGGUGAGACCAUUUUUUGAAAUAUAUUCUACCAUUAUUUUACCAGGUUAGUCUCCAGAGAGAUUAACAAUCUCUUUUCCAAGAGAGACCUGGCCAAAAUAUUCAGCACACAAAGUUUCAGACACAAUUACAACAUUAAAAACAAAGCACUACGGUUUAAAAACAUCCAUUUACACAUUGAACAGGCAAUAAUUAUUUGGGGAGGUGUGAUGCAUCCUGGGGUCAAAACAUUGCCAGCCCCCCACUUAGUCCACCAUAGUUUGGACCCUAGCUUUGAACUCAUUCAAGGAGAUGAGGUCCUGCAAUUCCAUGUCCUUUUAUAGCUUGUUGCAAGUGGAGGGGAACUGGAACGCUUUUUUUACCCAGCCCUUUACGGGCCUUAUUUAAAUUUUAUGUGACCUUUAUUUUAUCAGGGAGUCAUACUGAGACCAAGGUCUCUUUUUAUAGAUCAGCCCUGAAUUACAGAAAAUACAUCAAAAUAUAAAUGCAAGCAGGAAGAAAAACACUGUCAUAAAAAACAAACACAUUCAUCAGUAAUAAAGUCCUCAAUCAGCUUUCUGAAUUACCCUAGAGGCACCAAAACAUCAAAUUUAACAUUUUGAAGAGUGUUCCACAAAUAAGGUGCAAGAAAAGUAAAUCAGCAUUUAGUUAACUCAGUAGAGACCAAAGGAAUUUCCAGAGUUAGCCAUCCCUGAGACAGGGGUGUGGAAACUCAUGUCUAAAGUUUAGUAAAGAUGUUAGGGGCUUUAUAAAUGAAAACAUAGCAAUGUAUUAACCUACGUGACAUCAUAGAGGGCCAGCCAACGUUCUGGUAGAGAAUGCAGUGAUGAGUACUAAAUCUGUCCCCCGUAAUUAAGCGCAAUAAUAAACUGCGUCUUAACAGCUUUAAUGAAGUGGCAGCUGCGUUUAUAUAGAUGACGUCGUCAUAGUCCAGGACCGAUUGGAACGUCGACUGAAUAAUCAGCUUUCUACUAUUUAGCGAGAGGCAGGACCUGUUUCUAUAGAAGAAGUCAAUUUUUAUUCUCAGCUUCUUAACUAACUCAUCAAUAUUCUUUUUAAAAAGACAGCUUUUCACCUAUCCAGAUGCCCAGAUAUUUGUAAGCACGGACAUGAUCAAUAUGGACACCGUCCAAAGUACAUAUGCUUAAAUCUAACCUUAGACACAGUCAAAAGGGUACAGUCCUGUGAGCGUAGCCGAUAGUUGUCAUUUGACUAUUUUAAAGAUGGUGGUGGUGAUGAUAAUGAAAUGCUGUAACAGGAAAGAAUCUUUACAAUGUAAUGAAAACAAUCAUUGUUUCAGUGAUUUAGAUGAGGUUUUACUAACUGUAGCUGCAAUACAGCUGUUCCACGUGGAAGUAGAACAUGCACCGUUGAAAAUGUGUAGCUUCAAAUUUUAAAACCUUUUUUUUCCCAGUAGAGUUAAAUAAUUUUCAUACAGGAUAGAGGGGAUCUUAAAAGGCCCAGUGCAGUCAAAAACGUGAUUUUUCCUGUGUUCUAUACAGUAUAUAUUCCCACACUGUGAGGUUGGAAUAAUACUGUGAAAUGAAAAUUAUGAUAAUGCCCUUUUUAAGUGUAAGAGCGGUUUGAAAAAGAAAACUGCCUGAAAUAGGAUGGCCUUCCAAAAUCAAAUAAAAUGUUAUUGGUCGCAUACACAUAUUUAGCAGAUGUUAUUGCGGGUGUAGCCAGUAUAUACAUAUAAAAUGAGUAAAGCAGUAUGUAAACAUUAUGUGGAGUCCGGAGUAUAAAGGAAAAGGCCACCAUGACCGGGGGUUCCUUCUCUUCCAUGUAGCGGGUCAUCUCGGUUUCGGCAAACGUUGGGCUAUAUGUUUUGAUUUUUAAGAACUUUUUUUAAGGCUGCAUGAUGCGACUCUAAUGAUGAUUUGAAAAAGGUCGCUUGAAAAGGCAUGAGCUCUGCUUUUGUUUUUUUGCACAGGCUGCACACACUUCAUCAGUCUCUCAUUCACAAUUUGACAAGCACUUGAUAAUGCCUCGAAUUUCACAGCGUCAUUCCCUUUGUGUGGCCGAAAUGGCCCCCUAAAAAAAUCCAUGCCUUUGUUGUGCCCUUCUCUCUGAGUGCUGCGCGCUCUCAUCACGUAAUCGGGUCUUUCUCACAGGCUACAAGUGAAGACAGACACAUCGGGGAAGCAACUGCGCGCGUCCUUAUCCAAUUCCAAGGUGCAUAUUGACGAUAUUGGAAGAACUGUCCACAUUUACUUUUCGUCAGCCAACAAGAUGAGUAGGCCUAACGAACAGGAAAAGCACUAGCCUAUGGCAAUCUACUAUCCCCCAUAGUACAAAAGUCUACCUAUUCUGUGCGACAAAUAAAUAUUCCAAACAUAGUCUGGGACAGUUGUGGGAUGCGAUAGAUCCCAAAUUAAUACAACCACUAGCAUAAAACAUUUUUUUAAAUGCAAUGUGGCUGACCCAACAGAUGAGAACGUUUAGCUUUACCAAACUUUUUUAUUUAUUUUUAAAGACUACUAAUGACCAUCAGCAGCAUCAGAGUUUGGAGAAGCCUAAUUACCGUGACUAAACGGUCACAUGGAAUUUGACUGCCGGUGUGGCGGUAAUACGGUCACCGUAACAGCCCUAGGCGUGCGUGGCCACACAGUCAUGGGUGAACAGGGAGUACAGGAGGGGGCUGAGCACGCACCCUUGUGGGGCCCCUGUGUUGAGGAUCAGCGAAGUGGAGGUGUUGUUGUCUACCUUCACCACCUGGGGGCGGCCCGUCAGGAAGUCCAGGACCCAGUUGUACAGGGCGGGGUUCAGACCCAGGGCCCCGAGCUUAAUGAUGAGCUUGGAGGGUACUAUGUUGUUGAAGGCUGAGCUAUAGACAAUGAACAGCAUUCUUACAUAGGUAUUCCUCUUGUCCAGAUGGGAUAGGGCAGUGUGCAGUGCGAUGGCGAUUGCAUCAUCCGUGGAUCUAUUGGGGCGGUAUGCAAGUUAGCAAAUUGCAGUGGGUCUAGGGUGUCAGGUAAGGUAGAGGUGAUAUGAUCCUUAACUAGCCUCUCAAAGCACUUCAUGAUAACAGAAGUGAGUGCUACGGGGCAAUAGUCAUUUAGUUCAGUUACCUUUGCUUUCUUGGGUUCAGGAACAAUGGUUGACAUCUUGAAGCAAGUGGGGACAGCAGACUGGGAUGGAGAGAGAUUGAAUAUGUCCGUAAACACUCCAGCCAGCUGGUCUGCGCAUGCUCUGAGGACGCAGCUAGGGAUGCCGUCUGGGCCGGCAGCCUUGCGAGGGUUAACACGGAGAAAUAUCGCACGUAGAACCCGAUCUACCGCUUCUUAGACUCACUUUCAAUGAGAAUGACAGAUCUAUAACUCACAUUUCUAUGUAGAUUUGGUCGGGUCGCCCCAAAAAGUUCCAUAUUGCAGCUUUAUAAAUAAAAUAUACUUUGGAAAUGAAUUUUUAGCUACCAAGACUACUUCUAUACUUUACUUACUGCUUGGUUUUCUCUCUUCUUUCUCUCAGGAGAACGUCGUCUCUGUUCACCUCAUAGUCACAGAACUGGAGUCCUUGAUGCACACUGUGGCCCCUUCCCCUGGUCCUUCCAGCCAACCAGAGUCUACAGCCUCCCAGGACCAGGAAAUGUGUCAGUCAGACCAGGAAGUAGAGGAGAAAGUUGCAAAGUCACAGCAGGAAGUGAAGGCUGUCAAAGAGGAAGUGAAGGACAAAGCAAAGGAGAUGGAAGCUGCCUCCCACUCUCCUCCCACCCCUCUCUCUGGUGAUUGGGCAAUGGGCUCUGUGCGCCGCGUCACCCGACAGCUGGAGCAGCGAAUGAGGCAGGAGCACGGCUCCCCCUCCCCAACUCCCCCGUCCCUCCCACUCGACCCCUCCCACCACCCUGCCUCCAUCACCCCUCGCCACACUGCCUUCUGCUAUGCCCCCCUGUCCUCCGUGGACUUCCUUUGUCUGGAGGGGGUGACUGAGUUGGAGUCGGGCACGAACUGGGGUAGGUCCCCGGGACGAGGACGCGGUGACAUCAUGAGGGAGACACGGGAGAUGGGGGCGUUCCGUCGCCAGGAGAGCGGGGACGGGGCCAAGGAGCCCAGGUGUAUGGGCCAGGUGUGGGGGGAAGGUGUGGAGGCGAGGCAGAAGGGGAGCAGGGGGGGCGACCGGCAGAGAGCCAGGGAGAUGGAGGCCCGGAUUCGCCGGGCUGGACUGACCCCGCCCUCCCUGAUGAAGCGCUCUGCCUCAUUGGCUAAGCUGGGCUGCCUAGAGCUGUCGGCCAAUGACCUGAGCGGCUGGGAGCUUAGCCCCACCGUGGAACCCUUCCCUCCUUUGGUGGCAGCUGACGAGUCCUCCAAGAAACUGAGGGUGCUAUCCCACAAUGCCCCCUGUCUGACUUCUUCUGUCUCAACCAGCAGGCCAGAGUCCCUCAGGACCGGAGGGGAGGGGCCUUGUAAGGGUGGACACACCCCCUCAGAACACUUGCAUUCUCCUCCGCCUGACUCUGGUCACGCCCCCUCGCCGAUGCCUGACCUGAUCGUCGUGGCAACACGACAGCAGUACGGAAGGACACACCCCCUACAUAGGCUGAAGAAACAGACUGUCAGCACCUUCUACCACACUAUGUGA
This is a messenger RNA of Coregonus sp. 'balchen', 36891 nucleotides long. The record is from the annotation of a GenBank genome assembly. NCBI's taxonomy places the organism in Eukaryota, Metazoa, Chordata, Actinopteri, Salmoniformes, Salmonidae.